AAGGAACCUACCUGCUAGCAAGUCUGUGGAUUCUGGAAUUCUGCCAGACUACAGUUACAAAAUGGAUUAUCCAGAGAUGGGGAAAUGUGUUAUAAUAAACAACAAGAACUUUCACAGACACACUGGGAUGUUGCCCCGUUCAGGUACAGAUGCGGAUGCUGCACGUGUCAGGGAAGUUUUUAUGAGGUUGGGAUAUACAAUAAAGAUCAACAAUGAUCUUUCCUGCGAGGACAUUUAUAAACUAUUGGAAAAAGUUUCUCAAGAAGAUCAUAGCAAGCGAUGCAGUUUUGUUUGCGUGUUGCUGAGCCACGGUGAUGAAGGAUUAAUUUAUGGUACAGAUGGUCCUCUUGAACUGAAAGCAUUAACGAGCCUUUUCAGAGGCGACAGGUGCAAAAGUUUAGCAGGAAAACCCAAGCUCUUUUUCAUUCAGGCUUGUAGAGGAACAGAAUUAGAUUCCGGUAUUGAGACAGACAGUGGAUCGGUUUUUGAACCAAUGUGUCAAAAAAUACCUGUAGAAGCAGAUUUCUUGUAUGCGUAUUCUACAGCUCCAGGCUAUUACUCCUGGAGGAAUUCAGCUGAAGGCUCCUGGUUUAUUCAGUCACUCUGUAAAAUGCUGGAGGAGCAUGCAAGGAAACUUGAACUCAUGCAGAUUUUAACUCGUGUAAAUCGCAAAGUGGCAGAGUAUGAGUCCUGCUCAACUCGGCAGGAUUUUAACGCAAAGAAACAGAUUCCUUGCAUUGUCUCAAUGCUUACCAAAGAAUUUUACUUUCCUUGCUAAGAGAGUUUCACUUUGUAAUUUUUCAGUUCAUGUUUU
Apaloderma vittatum (bar-tailed trogon) is the source of this 814-nucleotide messenger RNA. Its product is annotated as caspase-3-like. The record is from RefSeq and is a predicted model, not a curated record. Gene Ontology annotation, biological process: neuron differentiation; keratinocyte differentiation; proteolysis. Lineage: Eukaryota; Metazoa; Chordata; Aves; Trogoniformes; Trogonidae. Gene Ontology annotation, cellular component: cytoplasm.